AUGUUUAAAGGAGAUUACAGUACCAAGAAGCAAAUCCUUGGAAAUGGUUACAGCAAGGCUGGCAGCGUGCCGUCACACCCCUCAUUACCUCACAGUCUGACCUUCUCCGAAGACUCAGAUGAAGAGAAGAAGCUGGAACUUUACAGAGGCUCCAGUAUCUUAGGAAGAAGUGUUCAGGAGUUCCACAACUGCAAUGACAGCAGGAUCAAGGCCUACCACAUGGGACUGAUCGAGGACCAUGAGAGAUGCGGACAUAGCGAGCAGACUUACAUUUAUGAUUACGGAUCUGAGGUGGAGGUCUCAGUGGACAUGAUUCCUCAGAUGGACGGCUCU
Sinocyclocheilus anshuiensis is the source of this 333-nucleotide messenger RNA. Its product is annotated as nectin-1-like. NCBI's taxonomy places the organism in Eukaryota, Metazoa, Chordata, Actinopteri, Cypriniformes, Cyprinidae. The annotation marks the transcript as partial. The transcript has a single exon. The record is from RefSeq and is a predicted model, not a curated record.